Molecule: messenger RNA, 1815 nt
Organism: Podospora anserina S mat+
Lineage: Eukaryota; Fungi; Ascomycota; Sordariomycetes; Sordariales; Podosporaceae
Exons: 2
Coding region: 1-1815 (604 amino acids)
Biological process (GO): transmembrane transport; intracellular polyamine homeostasis
Molecular function (GO): polyamine transmembrane transporter activity
Source: RefSeq, a predicted model, not a curated record
AUGGCCGUUGGCUCUUCUGACGAGAAUGGUCGGUCCGGAUCCGUUGCCAAGCCGGACCGACCAUCGUCCCCGGGCCAAGAAGAGUUCGAGGUCGGCAGCCACACAGGAACGUCGAUAAGCACCGAUGAAGAAGCCGUCAUCGUGGAUGAUGUACCCGGCCAGGGUGGGAUAGGCUUAUCACACCGUGAGAAUGUACUCUCUCCUACUCAACCCACCCAGACGAGAUCGCGGCGGAGCUCUUCCUUUGUUCGACCAAACAAUCCUAUCGUUCCAAGAUCCCAACGGCGUGGCCUGUUUGGAAGAUUCACCAUAAUUCCCGAAGUCGAGACACCACUAGAAUACAAGAGAGGUACCAAAUGGACCAUCACAGCUGUCGUUGCUCUAGCUGCCGCUGGCGCCCCUAUGGGUUCUGGUAUAUUUCUGCAGUUGAACGCAACCACCACAAUUACUAAUUUGACGGUGGCCAUGUACAUGCUUGCCAUGUCCAUCUUUCCUCUCUGGUGGUCGUCGUUCUCUGAAACCCUCGGCCGCCGGACAAUUUACAUCAUUUCCUUCACCAUGUUUGUCGUCUUCUCGGCACUCAGCGCCAUCAGCGUCAAUAUUUCAAUGUUGAUCGUCAUGAGAAUCUUGGGAGGCGGUGCGUCAGCUUCUGUUCAGGCCGUCGGCGCCGGCACCAUUGCCGAUAUCUGGGAACCGGCCGAGCGUGGGAGAGCUAUGGGCCUCUUUUAUCUCGGCCCUCUCAUCGGCCCGCUGAUUAGCCCCCUUACUGGCGGUAGCUUAUCUGGAGCCUUUGGUUGGCGUUCGACGAUGUGGUUCCUGACUAUUUAUGGUGGCGUCAUGCUCCUCAUGAUUUUCUUCUGUCUGCCAGAAACACUUGCCAACAAGAAGCCGGCUACAGCCCCCAUCAGCUCCCCCGAUCCAACCGCCAACCCUCUGACCCGUGUCACCACGACAGCCAAAUCGAUCAAAUCCGCCGCUUCAACCAUCAAGCGCUUCCUUUGGGACCCCCUCACCGUCCUUGCUUACCUUCGCUAUCCACCGGUGCUGAUAUCAGUCUAUUCGGCCAGCGUGGCCUUUGGCUCUCUCUUCGUCCUCAACAUCUCCAUUCAAUCAACUUAUUCCACUCCACCCUACAAUUUCACAAGCACCAUCAUCGGCUGCAUGUAUCUCGCUCCUUCCUUGGGGUACAUCACCGCCUCCACCGUCGGCGGCCGCUGGCUCGACCACAUAAUGAAGCGCGAAGCACUUCGCGCCGGCCGCUUCGACGACCGCGUCAACCCCCCCAAAUUGAUAUACCUCCCUGAGGACCGUAUGGGAGAGAACAUGUGGCUUGCUGCUUCUCUAUACCCGCUUUCUCUCAUCGUGUACGGUUUCACUGCUAGUCUGGGGCUCAAGUACAUUGCCGCCCCAGCCAUCGCUACCUUUCUCUUUGGAGUAGGGAGUAUGCUAGUCUUUGGUGCGGUAACGACAAUGCUGACAGAGUUCAUGCCCCAAAGAAGUUCGUCUGGGGUAGCGGUCAAUAACUUUGUGAGAAACUUUGUCUCUUGCGUGGGAGCGAUUCUUGCACAGCCGUUGAUUGAUGCCAUGGGGAAUCGGUGGUUGUGUCUGAUGGUGGGGUUAUUUGCGUGGAUCACGGGGAAUGGGGCGAUUUUCUUGUUGAAGAGGAGGGGUGAGAAGUGGAGGAGGGAGAUGGAUGAGGCGCUGGGGAAUAAUGUAAAGGUGGUGCAUCACGGGCAGCGGAGUAAUGAGGAGUUGGGGCAGAUGGAUGGGGAUAUUAGGUUGGAGGAGAUGUGUGACAAGGAGGAUAAGCAGUGA